Messenger RNA from Suillus discolor, 599 nucleotides. RefSeq lists its product as uncharacterized. Bases 253 to 567 code for a protein of 104 amino acids. The transcript is spliced from 2 exons. Lineage: Eukaryota; Fungi; Basidiomycota; Agaricomycetes; Boletales; Suillaceae. The record is from RefSeq and is a predicted model, not a curated record.
GCAACUUCGAACUUCGAAGCGUUCCAAUCGACACCCACACAAGAGUCCUCGAAAACACAAAUGCCCGAGGAAGCUCAACUGUGUCCAUAGCGGCUCCCCUCCCGCAUACGGAUAUCCUUAUCACUUGUCAGCACAACAUUCUAUUUUCUGUCAACGGCUUCCGCGCGAAUGGUCUGAACGAUUGUCACCAUCUCCGUAUACUUCCAUCCGUCAAAUUUGUCACCUCGCUUGCUUAGAUUGUCCUGCCAGCACAUGUGCACUGGAGAUCUGUGCUACUCCGAUGACCGGCUUGCCUCACACCUAUGCUUGUCUGUGUAUGUUUUAUUCGGACUCUUUCGCUCGUCCAUGUGCAUUUCGGCUUAUGGAAACUUGCCUGCGCUUGUCCCUGCUUGUUUGCAUCAGUUGGCACUCACUUAUCCUUGCAUCUGCCGCCAUUUAUCCGUACUCAAUUGCACCUGUUGCUGCACAUUUUUCAUUCAUAUUUGCUACUACUUGUUACAGAUCGUCUGUACGUGCCCCGCACACUUUCACAUCUUUCUGUCUGCCGUCAUUUGUCUUUCUUUGUAGUACUAUGUCCCUGCCGCUAUACAUCGUUGCUC